AUGUUCGCCUCGUUCUUCUGGGCAUUUACUUCGACGAUACCCAAUAUCGCGAAUCUCAAAGAGAAUAUCGCAGUCGCGGAAAUUCUGAUCAGUACUAGUGCAUGGCCUGGCUCGAUUGACAAUGUGGUACUUGGUAUCUCCACGGCCGUCUUUACGAUGGUUCAAACGGUAGCGAACAUGGCACAGAUUGAGAAAAUUGCCGAUCAAUAUGGGAAGGACGAAGAGAAACAACUGGCCGAAGAGAUUAUUAUGGCACUGUUUCUUGUUGUACCGGUUCUGGGAGAGAUCGAUCUCAUUUCUGAGAGUCUGGAAGGGUUGGCGAAUAUCAUCAGAAUGGUUGGUGAUGCGAGUAUGUUGACUAAUAGUAUCUACGACAUCGCAACCCCUGAUUCUGGCACAAUUGUGAUGAGCAUUUUUGGCACAUUGCUUCUAGGAGGUGUGCGUACUAUUGAGGAUUUCAACAAAAUGGGUUCGCUGCGACGGAGUCUCACUGCGGAUGAUAUUUCGAAAAUUGGUUCAGAAUGGGAGAAGUCUGACACUAAAAUGAAAAAUCUGAUUAGUGUCUGUGUCUAA
Messenger RNA from Penicillium maclennaniae, 573 nucleotides. RefSeq lists its product as uncharacterized. NCBI's taxonomy places the organism in Eukaryota, Fungi, Ascomycota, Eurotiomycetes, Eurotiales, Aspergillaceae. The coding region runs from base 1 to 573 and encodes 190 amino acids. The transcript has 2 exons. The record is from RefSeq and is a predicted model, not a curated record.